Durio zibethinus is the source of this 654-nucleotide messenger RNA. RefSeq lists its product as uncharacterized. The record is from RefSeq and is a predicted model, not a curated record. Lineage: Eukaryota; Viridiplantae; Streptophyta; Magnoliopsida; Malvales; Malvaceae.
AUGGAUCACAAAUACACUUACAGCAUCAACCAAGAAGAACUUGAAGAAACUCUUUCUUUUUGUGACCUUCCACUUGAAGACCAAGACAUUGAUCAAUCCCUUUCUUUCAACAAAUCACCAAACUCUCCUUCUUAUGAACAUUUUGAGUUUCCCUUCAUUCCAAACACUUCCUUACGCAAGAACAAAGACAUCGUUUUCUGUGGUAAACUCAUUAAGGAACAAGGUUUUGAUGGUGAUGAUGAUGGUCAAAGUCGGUAUCUUUUCCCUCUAUCUUCAGCCAGGCUAUUAAACAACAAGAAAAAAGAUUUGGGUUCUAUUUAUUUAGUGAAUUCAAAGCCAAAUUCUUCUUUAUCAACCAAAAGUUUCAGGUCUCAAAGCUGUUCUUUUUCAAGAAAACAGAAGGUUUUAAUAGGGUUAGCAAAGAUGCCACCAAAGAUGGAACUAAGUGACAUAAAGAAAAGACAAAGUAGAAGAAAUCCAUCACCCAUGUUUCCUCCGGCGGCCAGCGGUGAUCUAGAGGUGGUGGCUGCCGGUAAGAGUUGCAGUGGCGACUCUGGUGGUGGUGGCAGGAGAAGCCACCUUUGGGGUCUGUUAAGGUGUAGAGCUCAACUCGCUAGUGCAUUGGCCAAGGCUUCAUGUAUUCCACAUGUGUAA